CGCGGGCGAAAACAAACAGCUGGGGCUGUGAGCGCCCCCGCCCUGGCCCCGAGAGCACGCCGGCCCCGACCCCCACCUGGGGCGCCCGCCGCCCACCAUGAGGAAGAUCCGCGCCAAUGCCAUCGCCAUCCUGACCGUAGCCUGGAUCCUGGGCACUUUCUACUACUUAUGGCAGGACAACCGAGCCCACGCAGCAUCCUCCGGCGGCCGGGGCGCGCAGAGGGCCGGCGGGAGGCCGGAGCAGCUCCGCGAGGACCGCACCAUCCCGCUCAUUGUGACAGGAACGCCCUCAAGAGGUUUUGAUGAAAAGGCAUACCUAGCAGCCAAGCAGCUGAAGGCUGGAGAGGACCCCUACAGGCAGCACGCCUUCAACCAACUGGAGAGCGACAAACUGAGCCCUGACAGGCCCAUCCGGGAUACCCGCCAUUACAGUUGCCCAUCUGUGUCCUACUCCUUGGAUCUGCCAGCCACCAGUGUCAUCAUUACCUUCCACAAUGAAGCCCGCUCCACCCUCUUGCGCACAGUGAAGAGUGUCCUGAAUCGAACUCCUGCGAACUUGAUCCAGGAGAUCAUUUUAGUGGAUGACUUCAGUUCAGAUCCUGAAGAUUGUUUGCUCCUGACCAGGAUCCCCAAGGUCAAGUGCCUGCGCAAUGACCAGCGGGAAGGGCUGAUCCGCUCCCGAGUUCGCGGGGCAGACGUGGCCGUGGCAGCCAUCCUCACCUUUCUGGACAGCCACUGUGAAGUGAACACUGAGUGGCUGCAGCCCAUGCUGCAGCGAGUGAAGGAGGACCAUACUCGCGUGGUGAGCCCCAUCAUAGACGUCAUCAGUCUGGAUAAUUUUGCCUACCUUGCAGCAUCUGCUGACCUUCGAGGAGGAUUCGACUGGAGCCUACAUUUCAAGUGGGAGCAGAUCCCUCUUGAGCAGAAGAUAAGCCGGACAGACCCGACCAAGCCUAUAAGGACGCCUGUCAUAGCUGGAGGAAUCUUCGUGAUCGACAAGUCCUGGUUUAACCACUUGGGAAAGUACGACGCCCAGAUGGACAUCUGGGGAGGAGAGAAUUUUGAACUCUCUUUCAGGGUUUGGAUGUGCGGUGGGAGCUUGGAGAUUGUCCCCUGUAGCCGGGUGGGCCACGUCUUCAGGAAACGGCACCCCUACAACUUCCCUGAGGGCAAUGCCCUCACCUACAUCAGGAAUACCAAGCGCACUGCAGAGGUGUGGAUGGAUGAAUACAAGCAGUACUAUUAUGAGGCCAGGCCCUCGGCCAUAGGGAAGGCCUUUGGCAGUGUGGCUACGCGGAUUGAGCAGCGGAAGAAGAUGAACUGCAAGUCGUUCCGCUGGUACCUGGAGAACGUCUACCCAGAACUCACUGUCCCGGAGAAGGAAGUGCUCCCUGGCACCAUAAAGCAGGGUGUUAAUUGCUUAGAAUCCCAGGGCCAGGACACAGCUGGUGACACCCUGCUUGGAAUGGGGAUUUGCAGAGGGUCUGCCAAGAACCCCGUUGCGGCCCAGGAGUGGCUGUUCAGUGACCAUCUCAUCCAGCAGCAGGGCAAGUGCCUGGCUGCUGCCUUCCCCUCCCCUGGGGCCCUGGUCGCACUGCAGGCAUGCAACUUGAAAGAAGGCAGUCAGAAAUGGAGGAGAAAAGGCUCUUUCAUCCAGCAGUCGGUCAGUGGGCUCUGCCUGGAGACACAGCCUGCUCAGCUGGUGACCAACAAGUGCCAGGCCGACACCCCAGCUCAGCAGUGGCAGCUGUUGCCACGCACAUGACUGUAGCCCGGAGCCUCCUGUACCUUUUGCAUGAGACUUUGGGACCAGAGGGGGGUUAGGGUGGGGGAAUGUAAAGUGGGCCGUCUCCAUCUCCUCACAUUUCUGCCAGAAUCAUCAGCAAACACCCCUGCCGCCACAUACAUUUCUCCAAAGCCGAUGCCCUCUCUGUCAUCCCAGUUCUGCCCUGGGAGAGGAGGUGGUCACGAUCCUGGACUGUGACUGGGCAAGCGCCCCUGGCCCUUGUUCUCUCCCUUACCCCUUCUGUGGGCCCUCCCCUGUUGGCUGCAGGGAGCAAGGACAGAAGCCCACACAGGGGCCCCUGUAGUGCCAGGCAUGAGAGCAGACAGAGGGCGUCAUGGAUGGAGAGGUUGAUGGCUGGGGACAGAGGGAGGGAAAGGAGAGGGGCAGCCUGUAGAGGCAAGUGAAGGACAGGAAGGAGGUGACCUGUCUGAGAGACACCAAGCCCAGGUGGGGGCUGCAUUGGCGGGGGGAGGGAUGGGGUCCUGGGGGCAAACGAUGGGUAGUUUACAGAACAUAGAAGAGCAGCAAAGCCCCCAAAGAGCAAGGCCUCUUCCUUUUGAGGUAGUUUCUCCCCCACUUCAUCAGCCUGAAGACCUGAGCCCAGUGCUUUACCUCCAACCCUGCUGUUGCGGGUCCCUGGAUGCUUAGCAAGAGGCUUCAGAGGAGUCUUUAGGGGCCGCCUUGGGACAUGUUUAUCAGACAGACUCCACUUCUUUUGCCCAUGUGUUACCUGAGACCUCUCCCUCAAGCCUUAAUGACCGGCUGGAGCCCUGUCCUAUAGGAUGGGCAGCCACCUUGCACCACUGAUCAGCCCCUCCCCCAUCUUAGUUUCUGACCCUUGCCUUCCCAAAGGUCUCUGUCUCUGUAAAUACAGCAUGAUGGGGUCGGGGUGACAAAAAUCACCUAAGUCAUAAGAGGAGGCUUCAGACUAAGCUUAGACCUCAUUCCACCUCCCCACCCUAGGAAUCGUUCCCUAGAAGGGGCAGCCAUUGCUGUGGGCUGGGAAGCUGGCUGGGGGCUUCUGUUACCUUCUUGCAGCCCCUGGGUCUCCUUUCUCCCUCCCUGAUGACUUUGUCUUUAGACUGCUUCUGCUAUCCUCAUGCACCUCUUCCCCCACCCUACAGGUUCAGGCAGUGUGAUCUUGGGCAAAAGGCUGUUGGUACCAGGACUCCAAAGUGAACCAGCCUGGGAUGGACAUGCCUAGCCCCAGGAGCCUCCAGUGUUUCAUAGGCUUGGGAUCCACGAUCCCUAGGGAUUCAUGGAUUCUAGAGAGUCUGGGAAUCUCUUGAAAUUAUCCAAAAAAUUGCAUUUUCCUGGGAAGAGAGUCUGUGGCUUUUCUCAGCUUCUUAAAGAAAUCCCUGAUCCCCAGGGGGUUUUCUGCUCUGGACUGGACCCACCAUCCACCUGAGCUCAUCACCCAUCUCCCUCCCUUGUGUGCCCAAACUGCCAUCUUCCUGCCCCCUCCACAUAGUGCUUGGGCUGGGAGCCAAUUUCCCUUGUACGAAGUACCCACCCUGGAGGGUUCUCCACUGGUGUCCUCUGACCCUCUGGCUCUCCCCAGUGCCCUCUCAGCAGUGCUCCUGUGCCCUACUGUGUGCAACCCCCAACCCUCCACUCCACCUCCCUGGGGUCCUUCACCCUCACAGCCACACAUCUCCAUCUUCUAUUGUGAGAUUUCAUCCAUCUCCAUCUCUAUGGUCCUUGGAUAGCAUUCCUCUGGGAUACCUCCUGCUGCAGCUUAGGACAGAACUGGAGCAGGGAGAUGGCCUCUACUUAGAGGAUGGAUUCAAAGGCCUGGGCACCCUUGGGCAUGGCUUUUUGGCUGUGGGGAGCACUGGCUUCUCUUGAUGAAUGUAAGAGGACUGUUGCUCAGAAGGCCUUUGAGAGGGUCUCUCCCUCGUUCCUAUGUCUUGACCAGCCUCUGCACUUGCCAGCAGUCUUUUGUGGGGAUUCACCCCUAUUCUGUUUGCUUUUCCCAUUCUUGACCAAAGCAUGUGCCACUAGCUGUCCUUGAGGACCUAGUCUUUAUGAAACAGACACCUGGAAUAAAACCACUUUUCACGUG
Loxodonta africana (African savanna elephant) is the source of this 3851-nucleotide messenger RNA. RefSeq names its product polypeptide N-acetylgalactosaminyltransferase 16 (gene GALNT16). Gene Ontology annotation, cellular component: Golgi apparatus. The record is from RefSeq and is a predicted model, not a curated record. The transcript is spliced from 15 exons. Bases 98 to 1765 code for a protein of 555 amino acids. Gene Ontology annotation, molecular function: polypeptide N-acetylgalactosaminyltransferase activity. Gene Ontology annotation, biological process: protein O-linked glycosylation. Lineage: Eukaryota; Metazoa; Chordata; Mammalia; Proboscidea; Elephantidae.